CAAAAAAAAAAAAAAAAAAACAAUUGCCAUGAGACAUUUGAAAGUACUAUUUUAUCUAGCAUUCGUCCUUUUCAUACACGUAAAUGACGCAUACAGAAUCUUGUGCGUAUUCCCGUUCAAUGGAAAGAGCCACUUCCAAAUGUUUGAAGCCCUUUGCAAGGGACUGGCGAAAAGGGGACACCAGAUCGAUAUGAUCAGCCAUUUUCCAUCGAAGAAAUCGAUCGCCAAUUACACGGACAUCAUUGAUUUAACCGGAGUCGGGGAGCAGGUAGUAAACAGUUUCACCGUUGAGUAUGGAAGAAGUAUACAACAAUCGCUCACUUAUCACAUGGCCACGGGUUUUGGUGGUGCUCUCUGUCAUGCAAUGGGCAUCGAAAAGAUGCAAAAAUUCAUUAAAAAUCCACCCAACGAUCCGCCAUACGAUCUCGUCAUUACAGAGUAUUUUGGCUCGCCGUGUUACUUAGGAUUUGGUCAUCUUCUGAAGACACCUGUGGCCAUCGCCGUUUCAUUUCUGUCAAUACCAUACGUAGACGACUUUAUGGGAAAUCCCCUCAGCUACUCCUUUUUUCCCGGUUUCUUCAACGAGAAACCUGUCGUAGACACGUUCUACGAUCGUUUACAGAACUUCUUACUGAAUUAUCCGGAGAUACUGAAGUUCCACUACUACACGUCCGACCAAACCGACAUGAUGAAGAAGUACCUGGGUUUACCCCAUAUACCAAAUGUCCGAGAACUGGAGAAAAACGUGUCGCUGGCUUUAGUAAACUCUCAUCACAAUUUUUAUGGGAUCAGACCUCUUGUAAAUACGGUCGUUGAUGUUGGAGGGUUGCACGUAGAGAAAGACCAACCGAAAUUAUCUCCGGAGCUGAAAAGCUGGCUCGAUUCAGCUGAUCACGGAUUAGUGUACUUCACGUUCGGCUCCAUGCUGAACAUCGAAACGUUGCCAAAAGAGACGCUGUUAAGCUUGUACGCGUCUUUCGCGAAGAUUUCACCAGUGAAGGUUUUAAUGAAGUGUGCCAACACCACGAAAUUACCUCCUAGCCUUCCUAGUAACGUGAUUACCUCACCUUGGAUUCCUCAGGUUGCAGUGUUGGGACAUAAAAAUACGCGAGUAUUCAUUACGCACGGUGGCCUUAUGGGAACCCAAGAAGCGAUCUACCAUGGAGUUCCUAUGAUUGGAAUACCGGUGUUCGCCGAUCAGAUGAAGAACGUCAACAUUUUGGUUCACAAGAAAAUAGCGGUUUUGGUGCCUCUCGAGAAUAUCACCGAGGGUUCCAUGGACGAAGCUUUGAACGCAAUUCUGCAUGAUCGCAAAUACAGCGAAUCCGCGAAAAGGGCGUCGAGGAUAUUCAGAGAUCGUCCAUUAAGUGCAAUGGACACUGCUUCGUUUUGGAUCGAAUACGUGAUCAGAAAUGGACCUGACAGUUUGAAAUCACCUGCGGCCAUUCUACCCUGGUGGAAGCUGAACCUGAUAGACGUAUUUGCCUUCCUAAUCGCGUGUCUCAUCCUCGUGCUUUACGUCCUAGUCGCUGUUUCGAGAUUUCUAUUGAAAAAUCUGUACAACAAUAACGCUCGAACGGAAAAGAAAUUGAAGUGAAUAACACACGGUGGAUGAGAAAAAAGAGAAAUUCAGAGAUUCUACUUUGCCGGUAGAAAUUAGAUGUAAAUUGUGCAACGAGAAGAA
Molecule: messenger RNA, 1684 nt
Organism: Habropoda laboriosa
Lineage: Eukaryota; Metazoa; Arthropoda; Insecta; Hymenoptera; Apidae
Product: UDP-glucuronosyltransferase 2C1-like
Exons: 5
Coding region: 29-1597 (522 amino acids)
Molecular function (GO): UDP-glycosyltransferase activity
Source: RefSeq, a predicted model, not a curated record